AUGGGCUUAUCCGACUCGGGCCUUCAAUCCGGAUACCCUCAUUGUCUCGUAGAUCCGUUUCAAUCGGUUCCAGUCCCAGUGUGCACUUCACUCAAGGCGCUAUUUCUCAAGGCCCUAGAAGCACGUACACUGCCGCUUCACUGGGCAGAGCGCCUAAGCUCUCAUUCCCAUGCUUGCAGAUAUCUGGCCUUUUCUUCACGGAUCCUCUCGUUGAUUAAACCCAUGUUAUCUGAGCAAAUUGUGGACGCCUAUCUCUAG
Molecule: messenger RNA, 258 nt
Organism: Protopolystoma xenopodis
Lineage: Eukaryota; Metazoa; Platyhelminthes; Monogenea; Polystomatidea; Polystomatidae
Source: the annotation of a GenBank genome assembly